CCCAUCACACUUCCCCAUCACAAAUAUGCUGCAGAAAUCAGUAUCUUCUGACACACUCAGCAUCACCAGCAGCAGCACCACCAGAGUGUGUGUUGUGCACAGGCAGAGCUCCAGUGGUUAGAGUGUGACGAUAGCCUGUUUGAUCACAGGAGUUUCACACUAAUUCCCGUGCAGCUCAAACCAGCUCGGUUCAGCCUGUUCAAACCAACAGCCUUGAUCUUGACCAGCCCACCUGUCGCCAUGAAUAUCUUCACUUCCCUCACUUCCGCCUCCUCGUGCCCCCAGAUAUAUCACCUGCCCAGUCACCCCAGCAACACCACCAUAUCCGACGGCACCACUGCAAGCAGUGGAAUCGACCAUGUGAUCCUGCGGCAUUACAACCACACCGGCCGCCUGCAGAACAGGACCAUCUCAAACACCCAGAACCACAUCAGUCUCUCCUCAGCCAUCUUCCUCUUCCUCAGUAUUUUCAUCAUCCUGGAGAAUUUCCUGGUGCUGGUGGCCGUCAUCUCCCGUAUCCGCCACAGCCGACGCUGGGUUUAUGUCUGCAUUGCCAACAUCACGCUCAGUGACCUCCUCACUGGUGCUGCCUAUGUGGUCAACAUCUCUUUGUCUGGCAGCCGCACGUUUCAUCUCUCUACUGCUUUGUGGCUCUUUAGGGAAGGGAUGCUGUUUGUGGCACUUUCAGCAUCCAUAUUCAGUCUUUUGCUGAUUGCCAUGGAGCGUUAUAUCACUAUGAUAAAGCCACUGCCCCAGAAGUCAGCCAAGAAGAGUUACUAUAGGAUCUUCAGCUUGGUGGCACUCUGCUGGAUUUUGGCCCUGGUGAUUGGCUUCCUCCCCUUGCUGGGCUGGAACUGUGUUUGCAGCCUGAAGGGAUGCUCAACCCUCCUCCCUCUCUACUCCAAGACCUACAUCUUUUUCUCUCUUGUCAUCUUCUUCAUCAUUCUCCUCGCUAUUGGAGUGUUAUAUGGUGCCAUCUACUGCCACGUACACAAGAGUACACAAGUGGGACCCCAGCGUAGUCGCAAGCGCUCCUUGGCACUGCUUAAGACUGUGAUGGUUAUCGUUGGGGUCUUUAUGCUCUGCUGGGGGCCACUGUUCCUGCUGUUAUUGGUGGAUUUCUUCUGUGUUUCCCGCCAGUGUGCACUGCUGUUCAGCGCUGACUUUUGCAUCUCUCUGGCUGUCCUGAACUCCGGCUUAAACCCCAUCAUAUAUGCCCUGGGCAGCAGUGACAUGAGGAAGGCUAUUGCCCAGCUGCUGUGCUGCUGCUGCCUGAAGUCUGGCUUCUGUCACCCAGACACAUUCACAUCCAAGGAGACCAGCAGCACAUCAGACAGGAGGGACAGUCUGAGGAACAGUUUUAACAAGAUCAGGAAUCUCAGUGUGGCCUCCCCACCUUCAACUCCUAGCAAGCCUCGCAGGGCGCAGAGAAAAUACAGGCUGAGCUCCACCACCAGCUGCCUGUCAGUUUCAAGUGGUUAAACCACAACGUGGUCCCCUCCCAAGCAAACAAGACCUGUGUGCACUGAUACACAUCUAACCGUUUCCUCUGAGUUUUGGUUUGAAUGUUCAAUGCUUUGCCUGCAGGUACUUGCACUGAUAAUUACACACUGUCAUAAAACCUGCUAAAAAUAUUAUCCUGAAUUUAUCCUGAAGUUUGCAAUAAUAUCACAGAUUAGAGCAGUAGUUAUUUGUACUUUACCGAGCAUUAUUUUUCUCAAUACACACUGUGUCGAUCUGUUGUUGCACUGCACUUGUUGCAAUUACCCAGGCAAAAAAACAUGUACACGCGUGUAUAUUAAGCCUUCUUAUUCACAAGAAGUAUUAACAGUUAACAUGGUAUUGUAUAAUGUGAAGAAUUGAAAAAUAUGUAUGUGGAUUUUAUAUUGAUCUGUAACAUGGUGUGAAACCUCAUGUUUUACUGUAUAAAACUAAAAUACUGAAAAUACUGAUGAAAAGUAUAAAUAAAGUUUCUUUUUUGUUUUGUA
This is a messenger RNA of Scatophagus argus, 1988 nucleotides long. RefSeq names its product sphingosine-1-phosphate receptor 4 (gene s1pr4). Gene Ontology annotation, molecular function: sphingosine-1-phosphate receptor activity. Lineage: Eukaryota; Metazoa; Chordata; Actinopteri; Scatophagidae. The transcript is spliced from 2 exons. The record is from RefSeq and is a predicted model, not a curated record. Gene Ontology annotation, biological process: G protein-coupled receptor signaling pathway. Gene Ontology annotation, cellular component: membrane. The coding region runs from base 241 to 1482 and encodes 413 amino acids.